CUUAUGGGACAGCAAAUGUAAGUAGCAUUAUUAAGUGAUUGUGACAAUUCCAGAUCAAUACCUAAAGUUGGACAUUACUAAGAGAGUCAUGAGGCGAGUCCUGGCGCUGCUGCUGCUGCUCGUGGUUGGGUGUCCUGCCACGGAGGACAUGUCCUCUCCGCACAGCGGCGCCGCGCACCGCCCCGACUGCGAGGGCGAGUCCUGCGACCCUGACCCUGACCUCCAGUCGGGCUGGCCCGAGGACUCCGACACCGCGGGCAGCACGUACGGCCUGGACCUCAUCAGCAGGCAGGUCACGUGCGGCGGACAGAAGCUGCAGCCUCGUGAUUGGUGCAACGAGUGCAGCUGCGAGUCCCACCACUGGCUGUGCACCAGGAUGCUGUGCGAGUAGCCGCGCAUCCUGUAUGCCGUGCGGAGUAUCCGCGCACCCUGUACACGGGGCGUGCGCGCGGUGGCCCACGAGAGGAGACGACAAUAAAACCAUUACAAUUGCA
This is a messenger RNA of Bacillus rossius redtenbacheri, 494 nucleotides long. RefSeq lists its product as uncharacterized. Bases 89 to 391 code for a protein of 100 amino acids. The record is from RefSeq and is a predicted model, not a curated record. The transcript is spliced from 3 exons. Lineage: Eukaryota; Metazoa; Arthropoda; Insecta; Phasmatodea; Bacillidae.